Molecule: messenger RNA, 2994 nt
Organism: Calidris pugnax (ruff)
Lineage: Eukaryota; Metazoa; Chordata; Aves; Charadriiformes; Scolopacidae
Gene: LIMK1
Product: LIM domain kinase 1
Exons: 16
Coding region: 1-1962 (653 amino acids)
Biological process (GO): actin cytoskeleton organization; positive regulation of stress fiber assembly; protein phosphorylation
Cellular component (GO): nucleus; cytoplasm; neuron projection
Molecular function (GO): protein binding; ATP binding; protein serine/threonine kinase activity
Source: RefSeq, a predicted model, not a curated record
AUGCCCGGGGUAGAUGGAGACAUUCGUGUCCUGCCCAGGGUGACAGCCUGGGGGAGCGACCUGCCGGUGUGUGCGAGCUGCGGGCAGGGCAUCUACGAUGGGCAGUACCUGCAGGCGCUGAACGCCGACUGGCACGCCGACUGCUUCAGGUGCUGCGAGUGCGGGGCCUCCCUGUCCCACCAGUACUAUGAGAAGGAUGGGCGCCUGUACUGCAAGAAGGAUUACUGGGCGCGCUUCGGGGAGCUCUGCCACGGCUGCUCCGAGCAGAUCACCAAGGGGCUGGUCAUGGUGGCUGGGGAGCAGAAAUACCACCCCGAGUGCUUCAGCUGCCUCAACUGCCGCACCUUCAUCGGGGACGGGGACACCUACGCGCUGGUGGAGCGCUCCAAGCUCUACUGCGGCCACUGCUAUUACCAGAUGGUGGUGACACCGGUCAUCGAGCAGAUCCUGCCGGAUUCUCCGGCAUCCCGCAUCCCGCACACCGUCACGCUUGUCUCCAUCCCCGCCUGCUCCGACGGCAAACGUGGCUUCUCCGUCUCCAUCGACCAGGGCUGUGGCACCGAGCACCCCCGCACCGUCCGCGUCCGAGAGGUAGAUCCAGACUGCAUCAGCCCUGACAUGAAGAACUCCAUCCACGUUGGCGACCGCAUCCUGGAGAUCAACGGCACCCCCAUUGGCCAUGUCCCCCUGGAUGAGAUUGACCUGCUGAUCCAGGAGACCAGCCGCCUGCUCCAGCUGACCAUCGAGCACGACCCCCAUGAGCCCCUUGCCCACGAGCCGGGGCUCGCCUGCAGCCCCCUGCCCGCGGCCUGCAGCCCCCUGCGCUCCCCGGCCCCCCAGCCCUGCGCGGAGCCCAGCGCCAUGCGCCAGCGCACCGUCACGAGGAGCUGCAGCACGGACAAGUCCCCGGGCUCAGGCUCGGUGGGCUCGCCCGCGUCCCAGCGCAAGGACAUCGGUCGCUCCGAGUCGUUGCGCGUCGUCUCCCGCGCCCAUCGCAUCUUCCGCCCUUCCGACCUGAUCCACGGCGAGGUGCUGGGCAAGGGCUGCUUCGGCCAGGCCAUCAAGGUGACACAUCGAGAGACAGGCGAGGUGAUGGUCAUGAAGGAGUUGAUCCGCUUUGAUGAGGAGACGCAGAGGACCUUCCUCAAAGAGGUGAAGGUGAUGCGCUGCCUGGAGCACCCCAACGUGCUGAAGUUCAUCGGGGUGCUGUACAAGGAGAAGAGGCUCAACUUCAUCACGGAGUACAUCAAGGGGGGCACCUUGAGGAGCCUCAUCAAGAGCAUGGACAGCCACUACCCCUGGAGCCAGCGGGUCAGCUUCGCCAAGGACAUUGCUGCUGGAAUGGCCUACCUCCACUCCAUGAACAUCAUCCACCGUGACCUCAACUCUCACAACUGCCUUGUGCGGGAGAACAAGAGUGUGGUGGUGGCCGAUUUUGGGCUGGCACGGCUGAUGGUGGAUGAGAAGAACCAGCCUGAACAUCUCAAGAACCUGAAGAAACCGGAUCGGAAGAAGCGGUACACAGUGGUGGGGAACCCGUACUGGAUGGCCCCUGAGAUGAUCAAUGGGAGGAGCUACGAUGAGAAGGUGGACAUCUUCUCCUUCGGCAUCGUCCUGUGUGAGAUCAUCGGCCGGGUGAGCGCUGACCCCGACUACCUGCCCCGCACCACUGACUUUGGCCUCAACGUCAGAGGCUUCCUGGACCGCUACUGCCCCCCCGCCUGCCCCCCCAGCUUCUUCCCCAUCGCUGUCUGCUGCUGCGACCUGGACCCUGAGAAGCGGCCGUCCUUCAGCAAGCUGGAGCAGUGGCUGGAAACCCUCCGCAUGCACCUGGAGAUCCACCUGCCGCUGAGCUCCCAACUGGAGCAACUGGACCGAGCCUUCGGGGAGACACACCGGCGGGGGGAGGGUGGACUGCCCACAGCCCCCCGAUCGAGACCCCCCUACCUGCACCCCCUCUGAAGCCGCUGAAGGGAGAAGGAGCUGCACCUGCCGCCAGCAUCUCCUCUGGCUGCCACCACCACCCCCGGGGCUGGAUCCCGGGGGCUCCCCAGAUGAGCCCCCCGACCCCAUCUCCUCUGCACGGGCUGCCCUCACCCUCCCUGGGAGCUGGCUCUCCCCUGUGCAUCCCCCCCCCCACCAUAGCUCUUGCCCCCAGGACAUGCCCAGCUGGCCACACCGUGGGGACCAUGUCCCCCAGUUCCCCCCGCCCCGGCUCGCUUCGCCUUUGCACGCCCGGGGGCUGCGUGGCUGCAGCCCCCCCCGAGCCCCGGGGGCUCCCCCCGUACAGAGCCGCGGCCUCGCGGCGGUGCCUUGGCUUUCCCUGAACUUGCACUGCGACAGGAGGGACACCCCGGUUCCUUCGGGGGGGGGAGGUACGUGGUCCAUGGGGCCCCCCUGGGGGAACACGGGUCUCGGGGCAGCCUCGUAGCAAUGCCCUCGUCCUUGGCCGGACCCUCUCACGCUGCUUCUACCGGCACCCCGGGCUCAGGGGGCUGCCGGCACCCCCCGGCCGAGCGAGGGGGCUGUGGUUGGGACACACACACCCCCACCCCAUGGCAUGGGGACAAGUACGUAGCGGUCCCCACUGCCCCCACGUCCCCGCUGCCCGUGCUAAUCCGUGACCGCGCAUCCCUGGGGACGGCGCCGGGUGGUCCCAGAGGGAUGCGGGGGUGCGGCUCGUCUUGGUCCCCUUGACCUGGGGUGGUUGGGGGAAGGGGGUUGCGCCACGCGGUGCUUUUCAUGCUCUUUAUUCAGGUUCAUUUUUCUGUAAGAUAUUUAAAGAGAAGAGUUUGUAUUAUUUUUUCAUACGACGUAGCGUUUGCCAUUUGUCACUGCCUCGGUUCUGCUUUCCCGAAGGGAUGAAACUGUGAAGCCUCUCCGCGCACUUUUGCCCGGGAAGUCCAAGGCGACGUCCUCUCCGGAGGCGGGAAGGGAGCUCAAACUGUGAUGUACCCCGAGCCGUGAGUCAAUAAAUCCUUCCCUGCUCGCUGC